Molecule: messenger RNA, 1188 nt
Organism: Durusdinium trenchii
Lineage: Eukaryota; Dinophyceae; Suessiales; Symbiodiniaceae
Source: the annotation of a GenBank genome assembly
AUGUACUUCCUCCUGUGCCUGUCAGGUUUGUUGUUGAUCAUCGUGGUUCUGCUUGGCUGUGGGAAUGAUAUCUCCAAGCAGGUGGCCUCUGUCUCCCUGUCCAAGCGUUACGUCUACAUGUUGGGCUUCUGGACGGCCGUGGGCUACGUGCCCCUCUUUUGGGCCAUCCUCUUGACGCUUUUGAAGACCGGCGCUGCACCUUGGUCUCUUGGCCGAACGCCGUUCCAGCUGAAGUACAUGUGGCAGCCCAAUGGUCACCUCCCACCCGCGCUCUUGAUCGUCUUGGCAGCCUUCGGAGAUGCCCUGGGCGAUGUAAUUGGGGCGAUUUGUACCAGUCAUGUUUCUGGACCCUUGCACAGCCUGGUGUCCAACUGCUCAUCCAUCUUCGUGGCGCUGCUCUCCAUGUGCAUGCUCCAUCAGAGGUAUUCCUUCUUCCAAGUGACUUCGCUGCUGGGCGUCUUCUUCGCCGUGGUCAUCGGAAUUCUGCCCUCCUUCGAGUCAGACGCCACGGGGUCCAACCCCUUCUUCGCAGUGGUGCUAGGUGGGAGCUGCGUCUUCAAUGCCUUCGCGUUUGUGGUGAAGGAGUUGAUUUUUACGCGUUACAAGACUUGGAGAGCGAGCGAGAACCACCUGGAGGGCGGUGCGUCCCUGAACAUGUUUCUGAUCAAUUCGCAUGAAGCGAUCUUCCAGCUCCCAUUGACUCUCCUGUUGAUCCCACUGAAUGUCAUGCUGAAGCAGACAAGCGAGGGGAAUCUCUUCCACUAUUUGCAGGAGGCAAUGAGGUGUGUCUUCAGUGGAGAUGCUGCGAGUUGCGGUCCCGAUUCAAGCCAUGGAGAGCUGGCCGGAAGGUGUCUUCUGGUCUACGUGGUCUUCAACCUGCUGAUGAACAUGGGCAUCCUGUUGGCUGUGAAGCAUGCAGGUGCCUUAGCCACCUUCGUGGCACUCAAGGCCAUUUUUCCGGUCUCCACCGUGCUCUUCGAGUACGUGGAUUGGCCUUUAUUGCCUAGGAGAGGCUAUUCACAUCUCAUUUGGGUGUCUAUGGCCAUCCUGCUGCCGAGCAUCGCUUGUUACCAAUGGGCUUCGCAGUUGCAGGCUGCCAGAGCCCAAGUGCAUCCAUCGUUCGCGAGCUGUUGUUGGCCAUGGCGCAAGAAGGAUGCUGAUCUUGGCAGUGAAUUGAUGUUGAGUUGA